This is a messenger RNA of Arctia plantaginis, 2664 nucleotides long. The record is from the annotation of a GenBank genome assembly. Lineage: Eukaryota; Metazoa; Arthropoda; Insecta; Lepidoptera; Erebidae.
AUGGAUAUAAGAAGAGAACGAAAGAAGCCAGAUCUACGGAUCAACAUACCCUCAUACCCCUCAGACUAUGUAGAAAUGCCUCCAGAAACAAGAGAGAAGAUAGCAGCCGCAAUGGAAAACAGUGCCAUCCGUUACAUAGAUGAUGACACAUCUUCUGGAAGUAGCUCUGAUGGUUACCGAGAGGAGUCUAGAACUCCAGAAGUCAGAAUUGUAGAGGAUGAAGGAAAGAACGAAGAGAGGAUUGCUGAUAAAGAGGAUAAAUCAAUAGCAACGGAAAGUAAAAAAAAAGUUACAAUUCCAGAACAUCAUCAGAGUACAGCGUCAGGGUUCAGCGAUGGCGACAAUACAGCAGAUGACCACACAGAGGUUCUCUCAGACGACGAAAGAGCUAAAACUCCCUUGCGGUCUCCAUGUCGCAAGUCUGCUGCUCCUCGAAGAUUGGGCCGGUCGGAGUUCAGCAUGGACGAUGAUGAAUACUCACCUAGCAACUCUGUCACUUCCGUCAACUCUCUCGCCAGUCUGCUUAGAGAAAAACUGCAGAGCAUCCCCCAGAAGAUCCGCAAGAAACCCACAGACUACAAACUUCGUGCCUUCGUAGCGCUGAUGUUCUUAGCAGUGGUGUUCUUCGUUUCCUUUGCAUAUGUAUUGUAUCAUCAGCAAGCCUUAACCAAAGCUUACUUCAACAACGUACAAUUUAAUGAGCCGAAGAGAUUGAUCAGGAUAUUCAAUAAGGACGAUGUGGAGAUUUUGAGAGCUAGUCUAGCUGUUAAUCUUCGUGGCAAAGUCAAAGCGUAUCCCUGUCUGCCAGAGCAUCGACGUAACGACGGCUCUGAGUGUCUCGAAUGGCUCCACACUCUGCGGUUCUAUCUGAAAUCCUUAGCACACGACCCUGGCGCGGACAACACAACUUGUUACUCUGUCCAUUGGCAGGCUUUAAGAGAAGAUGUAUAUCCGAAUGACUGCUUUGACUGGACCAACACUAAAGUCAACUGGUAUGGUGGCGGCCAAUCUCUCAACGUCUCUUGGCCGAUCAAUGGUGGAUACAUGGAUUAUACACCCUUCAUCACCGGUGAUGUCCAAAAAGGCCAAUGGUCCAACGCUUUGACUCGAUACUUCAUCAACUCCAAAGGUGCCGCGAUCAUCAUUGAUGACGACACUCCACUUCACGUCUCUGUCAAUAAAGGAGCUAAAGAAAUUUGUAUUAAAGCUAUGUAUCACGAAUUUGCAUAUCCGAAUAAGCUUACCGAGUUUCCAGAAAUGAAAUACAACAUUUGCACAUCCGAAGAUAUGACUUCACUUCACUCUUCUAUUCACAAUCACAAGACAGCGCCUUUAUGGGAUGGUUUGAAACCUACUGACAUGUCUACACUAGAGUUUUUAAUAUCAGAACCGGUGUGGGAAAUAGCACCAAGAUUCAAACAAGAGCUACAUCGUGACAUGAUCACUAAAUUCGGAGACGAUAUCCUCCGCUUAGGAUUCCUUAAACAAGGUCAUGUUGUGAUCAACGAGCACUGGCAGAAUGAAAUUGGAGAUUUAUCUCUGGAUAAGACUCGGUUUCCAAAACUGAAUGUUACUGUAGAUAAAUUGCGUCGUCGUGGUUUUAGCAUCGCCUUUACUGUUCAACCAUUUAUUAGUACAGAGAGUAAAAACUUUGCUGAAUGCGUGCAAAAGAGACUGCUGAUCAGUGAGAGGAAUAGUGAUAGACGUAUUCCAGCAUUAACUAGAUUCAAAUCUUUAGCAAGUGCUGGUAUUCUUGAUGUAACUAAUAGCAAUGCUGUGCCUUGGUUAUUGGAAAAACUAAAAGUUGUAAUGAAGGAGACCCUUAUUAAUUCAUUCUUUUUAGAUUUAGGUACAGCUCAUGAUAUGCCCCAUUAUUACCGUUGUGAGAAAUUAUUAAGAAAUCCUGACCAGUACAUAAACAUUUUUACAAAAACCUUUGACUCGAGUUUGUCAAUUAUUGGGGUGUCUUCAGCGAUAUCGUUACCUCGCCCUCCUAUAUUCGUUACUAUGCCACCUCUGGACUCAAAUUGGGAGGCUUUAAGAUCUGUUAUACCGACAAUUUUAACAUAUGGAGUCAAUGGUUUCCCAUUUAUAAUGCCGGGUGCAAUUGGAGGUGAUAUCUACUGGCCAGGUAGUGAGCAAAACUUGCCAUCCUCUAAAAACUUGGAAUCCACAAACAAAACUGAAGAAAAUGGUAUAGAGUUACCGGAAAUAGAGUUGUAUAUGAGGUGGUUCCAAAUGGCGACGUUCCUGCCGGUGAUGAAGUUCACACACUUGCCAACUAAAUAUAAUGAUGAGAGAGUUCUGGAGAUGGCCAAGAAUUUAACUACAAUUAGGCGAAAUUUGGUAACUCCUUUUCUCUUGAAAUACAAGCGAGAAGCAUUAGAAGAAGGUCUACCCCUCAUCAGACCGCUGUGGCUCAUCAGCGGCAACGACGCAGCUCCCAUACCUGUCCAGGACGAGUUCGCCAUCGGCAGUGAAAUUGUUGUCGCCCCUAUCUUGAACAAGGGACAAACCAGUAGGGAUGUGUAUCUACCAACAGGUGUGUGGAAGGAUGGCAUAGACAAUUCACUCCGUAAAGGAAAUCGCUGGAUGCACGAAUACAAGGUCCCUAUUGACAAAGUCGCCUAUUUUGUCCGCCAACCUGACAAUAUGAGAUUCUAA